Penicillium lagena is the source of this 1614-nucleotide messenger RNA. RefSeq names its product putative pH signal transduction protein PalI. The coding region runs from base 1 to 1614 and encodes 537 amino acids. Gene Ontology annotation, cellular component: cell division site; growing cell tip; plasma membrane. The record is from RefSeq and is a predicted model, not a curated record. NCBI's taxonomy places the organism in Eukaryota, Fungi, Ascomycota, Eurotiomycetes, Eurotiales, Aspergillaceae. The transcript is spliced from 2 exons.
AUGCUGCUCAAGCCAGCGACGCCGCUCACCGUUUUGCUGCUGGUCGCUUUUGUUCUCCUGUUGCUGUCGUGCCUUUCCACCCCGAUCAUCAAGGGGAUACCAUUGGCGACAUUCGAAAAUGUCGAUUAUGGUGUCUUUGGUUACUGCCACGGCGACAAGUGUACCAAUAUUUAUGUAGGAUACACGAGCAAUGAUAUCAAUAGUACCGGCGACGAUUUCAACCUCCCCUCGAGCACUCGCAAAUCGCUAUCCUCGAUUCUCAUUGUCCACCCAGUUGCCGCCUUCCUGACCCUCAUCUGUCUCUGCUUGGCGGCCGCGGCGCAUUUCCAUGCGCCGUCGCAUUCGCCUCGCUUUCUUCUGGCGCUUCUCAUCCUCCUUCUACCAACCUUGCUUGUCACCCUCCUUGCGUUCCUGGUCGAUAUCUUACUUUUCGUGCCACAUCUCCAAUGGGGCGGAUGGAUCGUGCUGGCCUCGACCAUCAUUCUCGUGUCUUGCGGGGUGGUGACCUGUGCCAUGCGCCGGACUCUUGUGAGCCGCAAGGCGAGGAAGCGACGGAUUGCGGAGAAUGCGGAGAUGAGUGGAGAGAACUUUUACAAUCGCCAGAAUACCGCUGCCCUUGCCCUCACACAAUCUCCGCCGGACCAGACCGAAUUCAAAGAACCCAUUGUGGCUGGAUCGCCUCCCUCCGAAUCAAACCCGACCUUCGCUUCCUUCAGCACUGCUAGACGAGACAGCGAUGAUGAUCGCACCCCACUCAACACUUCACUCACCUCUCGGACAGCCUUACAUGAUGUUCCAAUACCUCCUGCGGACCGCCGUGGGACACCGUACCGCCCAGAUGAGGCUGGAAACUUGCCGCCAUCCGGCCCGUACGGUGCCGGGCCCAUGACACGGAACCCUUCUGACCCACGACUUCGUCCACAGUACUCGGAUGGCAGUAUGGGUUCUUAUCGAGGCGGCGCGCCUGGGUAUGGGCCUCGCGGCCGGGGCGGUUACCCUCCCCGAGGUGCUUAUGGCCGUGGGGGAGGGCCAUACAUGGGCCCUGGACCUUACGGCCCUCCUCCCCACGGUGCGCGAAGCGGCUACAUGGGACCUAUGGGACCCCCCCGCGGUGGUCGUGGAGGAAUGAUGCCACCCCGGGGACCCCCGCGCGGACCUCCACCAGUUGGCUAUGCUCCGAGUCCGAAUCGGAGCUUUGAUUCCUACGGGCGACCUGUCGGUCAUCCGGAGGAAUCCUACGAGCCCCCUAUCGGCGUGGCCGUUUCAUCGCCCGAAUCGGAACCCAUUGGACAGGCAAUUGAAAUGACGCCGCAGUCCCGGCGCUACGAAGCUCACUUGUCGGCCCAGUCAGAGCAGAGCGAACCGCAUGCACUGUCGGUGGAUGGGCAAUACAUGCCCCAAGAGAGCCCGACGAGCCUCUAUAGUCGCGGCACCGAGUCCUAUGUUCCUGCCCGCGCUGGCUGGGGCAAUGAUGCUCCCCGCCCUUCUGCGUCCCCCGUGCACGCCACCUCAGGUAGUAACUACUACGAAGAUGUGGACCCGCGUUUCGCUCGACGACCAUCACCCCAGGGAGGCAGCACAGUCCCGAACGCGCUGACUCCUGGCGGCCGUUGA